UUAUAUGUGUGCUGAUGAUGACCUUUCCUCCCGGAGCACGGAUGUUGUGCUGUGUUGCUGCUGCAUAUCUCAGUUCCGUUUUCGUUAGAAAUCUAACAUUUUCCGUCACAGACGAAGCGCAAAAUUUACUCCUCAGCGAUCAGAAGCAAACAUUCUUUCAUUUAACAACAACAAUUUGAUUUGUCAACUUUGAAAAAUGAGUAGCCGAGGAACGAUUCGAGACUGUGCUGGGAUCUCCGCAAGUCCCACGUCGCCAGCGUGCACUGCAACAAAUUCACCGGGCCUAUCGAGUCGAUUGAACCCAGCUUUCGGCGAGGCACGGCCGCUAGCUUUGGCUGCUGCAGCACCGAUCCGAACAGGGGGAAAGUCCACUCACCCUGGAAAGGCUAUAUUGGCAGGUGGCAUAGCAGGAGGCAUUGAGAUCUGCAUCACAUUCCCUACCGAGUACGUCAAGACUCAGCUCCAACUCGACGAGCGCUCGGCCAAACCCUUGUACCGCGGCCCCAUCCAUUGCGUCAAGCACACCGUACACCAUCAUGGGUACUUUGGUCUCUACAGGGGUCUCAGCCCACUGCUGUAUGGCUCUAUACCAAAGGCUGCCAUUAGGUUUGGUGCUAACGAAUUCUUCAAGAACAAGUGGAGGAGUCGAAACAACGGAGCCCUGAGCAAGACCGGUAGUCUGUUCUGCGGUCUGGGGGCCGGCGUGAGUGAAGCCAUUCUAGCCGUCACUCCCAUGGAGACCGUCAAGGUGAAGUUUAUCAACGACCAGACCUCAGCUAAACCAAAGUUCAAAGGCUUCUUCCAUGGUGUGAGAGAAAUUGUCAAACAACAAGGCUUCCGCGGCACCUACCAGGGUCUGACGGCAACCAUCAUGAAGCAAGGCAGUAACCAGGCCAUCCGUUUCUUCGUCAUGGACUCGCUACGUGAGUGGUACCGCGGCGGAGACCCCAACAAGUACAUUAACCCUCUCAUCACGGCAUUGUUUGGUGGAAUGGCCGGAGCGGCCAGCGUGUUUGGGAACACUCCUCUGGAUGUCGUCAAGACGAGGAUGCAGGGUCUUGAGGCACACAAGUACAAGAACACCUGGGACUGUGCUGUCAAGAUAUGGAAACAUGAAGGACCUAGGGCGUUUUACAAAGGGACGGUUCCCAGGCUGUCCAGAGUGUGUUUGGACGUGGCCCUCGUCUUUGUCAUCUACGAUGAGAUCGUCAAGAUCCUCAAUAAAGCCUGGCCCACAAACUGAUCUCGGAAUUCUCUGUGCUGGUCUGUAUACUUGGGUCAUUCCAUAUAUAUCCUACAGCAUUCUCCUCACAGUACCAGUUGCCUCAAGACUGCAUGGCACAAAUUGGGCUCAUGUCCUUUGAUACUCGACUUGAAACAUACAUGACCUUCUCUUUGAAAAUGGUUCUAGAGUCACCGAUUGGUAACUUUUAGUUGAAUAGGCCAUCAGCCUGGGGGUAUGGUCGGUAUCAAAUGAGGGGAAUAAUGCUCAUUGUGUUUUUUGCAAGGUAUGCAUCC
Messenger RNA from Patiria miniata (bat star), 1518 nucleotides. RefSeq names its product tricarboxylate transport protein, mitochondrial-like (gene slc25a1). The transcript has 6 exons. The record is from RefSeq and is a predicted model, not a curated record. Lineage: Eukaryota; Metazoa; Echinodermata; Asteroidea; Valvatida; Asterinidae. Bases 197 to 1243 code for a protein of 348 amino acids. Gene Ontology annotation, biological process: mitochondrial citrate transmembrane transport.